AUGCUACGAAAUCGAACAGACUGGAUGUUCGCGAUAGCGGUUGCACUGGUGGCGGUCAGUGCGUACGGCACCAGCGCAUCACCCGUCUCGACCACCCCACAGGCUGAGCUUUACCUCUCACAGUUUGGCUACCUCAGUCCAAAGUACCGAAACCCGACGAGCGGGAACCUGCUAGAUCAGGACACCUGGGAGAAGGCCAUCAUGGAGUUCCAGAGCUUCGCGGGACUGAACGUGACCGGCGAGCUGGACGGGGAAACGAUGGAGCUGAUGUCACUGCCACGGUGCGGCGUGAAGGAUAAGGUCGGCUUCGGCUCGGACACCCGGUCGAAGCGGUACGCACUGCAGGGAAGCCGCUGGAAGGUGAAGGACCUGACCUACCGGAUAUCCAAGUACCCGCGCCGGCUGGACCGGCUGGCCGUGGACAAGGAGAUCGCGAAGGCGUUCAGUGUCUGGAGUGAGUAUACCGAUCUGCGCUUCACGCCGCGGAAGACCGGUGCGGUGCACAUCGACAUCCGGUUCGAGGAGAACGAGCACGGUGAUGGGGAUCCGUUCGAUGGACCGGGCGGUACCCUGGCCCACGCCUACUUCCCGGUGUACGGUGGCGAUGCCCACUUUGACGACGCGGAACAGUGGACGAUCGAUAAACCGCGAGGCACGAACCUGUUCCAGGUGGCGGCGCACGAGUUCGGACACUCGCUUGGCUUGAGCCACUCCGAUGUGCGGUCGGCCCUGAUGGCACCGUUCUACCGAGGGUACGAUCCCGUCUUCCGGUUGGACUCUGACGACAUACAGGGAAUACAAGCACUGUACGGACCGAAGACACGCAACGGAGGAAAUGGUGGUGCUGGUACCGGUGGCGGUACCUUCACGCCAACUCGCUCACCGAAACCCAAAACCCCAACCGAGCUUGACUCGGAGCUGUGCACGUCCCCGAAAAUCGAUGCCGUCUUCAACACUGCCGACGGUAGCACGUACGCCUUCAAGGGCGAUAAGUACUACAAGCUGACGGAGAAUGCCGUCGCCGAGGGCUACCCGAAGAAAAUCUCCGAAGGAUGGCCAGGACUGCCAGGAAACAUUGAUGCUGCCUUCACGUACAAAAAUGGCAAGACGUACUUCUUCCAGGGGACCAAGUACUGGCGGUACCAGGGCCGCCAGGUGGACGGCGAAUACCCGAAGGAAAUCAGCGAGGGUUUCACCGGCGUGCCGGACCAUCUCGAUGCCGCGAUGGUGUGGGGUGGCAACGGCAAGAUCUACUUCUACAAGGGCAGCAAAUUCUGGCGCUUCGAUCCGCUGAAGCGGCCACCGGUCAAGUCGACCUACCCGAAGCCAAUCUCGAACUGGGAGGGCGUACCGAACAACAUCGAUGCCGCCCUGCAGUACACCAACGGGUACACCUACUUCUUCAAGGAUGACAAGUACUAUCGGUUUAACGAUAGAACGUUCACGGUCGAUCAGUCCGAUCCAUCGUUCCCACGUCCGACGGCUCACUGGUGGUACGGCUGUAAGAACACACCGUCGACCUUCAACACGCUAGGUAAUGUACGAUUGCAAAAAUCCGACGAACAUCCCGACGAUAUCACCAAUUUGAUUCUGGAUGCCGCGGGCACCGAUGAACGGCCGGAACCGGAUGACUACAGCGGUAGCGGAGCUUCUACGAUCGCCGGCGUUAGUCUCAGUAUUACUCUCUUGAUCACCGUCCUUGGAGCGUUCCUCGCCAACCGUUGCUAAUAACUGCGCCAGCGUAUCGUCCUGGCUGGAACGAAAGAACUACCCAGUGUAGAUAGAAAUACUCCGGAAGGGUGGUAAUGAUUCUUAUGCUUCUUGAUCGACGACCCACGCAACGGUGUACGGUUCUGAGUGAGAAGGCGCCGGCGGAAAGCAUGAUCGCACGGGCGGAAUACAAUCAAACCAAGGGCGAGUGUCGGUGUCAAACAACGCGAAGGAAUUGAUCUCAACGGUGAGCAGCAAUCAAACGGUGCAGAUAUUGGGCAACAUUAUGGAAAGGUAGUCAAUUUUAUCCAAAUUCGUGAAACCUGGAAAGGAUGCGCAUAUCCUAGAUCAACGUUGAGUCAAAAGAUUUCGAAAACGAGAAGAGCAUUAGUGGAUAGGGGAUCGUGAUCGCGAAGGAGAGCACGUGUUUACUGGUGUGUUGCGAGUUUCUGCGCAACUUACGACCAGUAGGUUCAAGUCAUAAUUCAAGCGGACAGGUUCAACCGACAGCAACUUAUUGGGUGCCUUAAGGGAAGAAAAAUCAAAAGUCAAAAACAAAACCAACUGUGCUAGAAAAUCAACUUCUUAUUAUCUGUACAUAUCAGACGAGUGAGGUAAGGGAGCGAUAGGAUAGGAUAGGACCCGGAUGUGGUCGGAAGUCAAGUGGCAGUUUAUUAUUGGUUGUUGAUAGUAAGUGAAAUGUAGUUAAAGUGCUGACCCGAAACCCGAUCCUGUCGGUGAUGAAGGACAGAAGAUAAAAAAAACAACACACACACACACACUGUAACCCAAUUUACAAGGUACACGUAAUGUUAACAUAAGGUACUGUAAAUGUAAUGUUGCCUUUUUGCAGGUGAAACCAUAAACCAAGCAAUCGUUAAACACAGCCUUCCCGUCUUCAAGGAACAUAUUCGGAGGAAGUGAGAAGUAUCCGUUAGAAAAGAAUUAAUAAAGAAAGAGCCAGGGAGAGAGAAAGAGGAGCAAAGGGGGACAGUUUCGAAGGUACGGUGCGGCCUGCCGUGCCAGCAUUUUGUAUAUAUUUAUUAUUAUAUCGGCUGCGAAACCCAAGGGUGCAGAUUUUAAUUCAAACAAAACGAAUAAAACGAGAGGAAAUAAACUGACUGUUUUAACCUGAA
Molecule: messenger RNA, 2846 nt
Organism: Anopheles coustani
Lineage: Eukaryota; Metazoa; Arthropoda; Insecta; Diptera; Culicidae
Gene: Mmp1
Product: matrix metalloproteinase-14
Exons: 6
Coding region: 1-1728 (575 amino acids)
Biological process (GO): proteolysis; extracellular matrix organization; collagen catabolic process
Cellular component (GO): extracellular matrix
Molecular function (GO): metalloendopeptidase activity; zinc ion binding
Source: RefSeq, a predicted model, not a curated record